CCAUCUCAUUCCACAACCUCUCUUUCAUUAGAAAUAUAGUAAGCCAAAAAAGAAAAAAAUGUCUCUAGUGACAGAGGAGAUGAGAGCAAGUGCAACUGAAUUCUACACUGGAAAUGAUAUCUGCCAAGAGAAAUCAAAGUUGUUGCUGACUGAAGUAGGCCUACCAAAUGGCCUACUUCCUAUGCAAGACAUGUUAGAAUGUGGCUAUGUUAAAGACACUGGCUUUGUUUGGCUCAAAUCCAAGAAAAAAACAGAACACAAGUUUGAAAAAAUUGGUAAAUCAGUCCAAUAUGCAACUGAAGUGACAGCUUAUGUUGAGCCUAAUAAGAUCAAGAAACUCACUGGGGUUAAAGCUAAAGAGCUACUUAUGUGGUUAACACUUACUGAAAUUUGUGUUGAUGAACCAUCCACUGGGAAAAUUCAUUUCAAGACUCCAACUGGGCUUUCUAGGACUUUUCCUGUUGCAGCAUUUGAACUUAAUGAGCCCAAAAAGGAAGUUAAAGAAGUGAGUGAUGUUGUUGCUCCUGCUGUGGAAGUGAAAGAGGUGUAAGAAGGGGAAAAAAAAAUAAAUUAGUAAUUUGUUUGCCUUAGUAUUAACUAUAAUCUAAUUAAUCUUUGCUUAUUUUACUAAACUUUGAUUUAAAAAGUUGUUGUACUACUACUACUUAAGUUGAGGAUGGUAAUUACCUAAUCCAUCUUAUUGUACUCAUUAUUAAGUGGCUAAUUAUGUUAUCUUUUAUUCGAAUUUAGUGACACUAU
Messenger RNA from Solanum pennellii, 759 nucleotides. RefSeq lists its product as uncharacterized. The transcript has a single exon. Lineage: Eukaryota; Viridiplantae; Streptophyta; Magnoliopsida; Solanales; Solanaceae. The record is from RefSeq and is a predicted model, not a curated record. The coding region runs from base 59 to 550 and encodes 163 amino acids.